AUGGCCGGCUAUCGCUCGCUUCCGCUAGCACCGGUCACCGCCACCGCUGCCAUGGCAGCAGCCACAGUUGCGGCCGCAGCACCGCCGCCCAGUGCCGGCCCCACGAUGUAUCAUCACCAGUCGAUGACGGCUAUGUCGAAUAACGGUAUUAUCUAUCAAUCGGCGGUACACGCCUCCAUACACAGUUUGAAUACAGUACAAAAUCAACGUUCUACAACCACACAUCAUCACAUUCUAGCAACGGCGACUGCAACGGCAGCAGCGGUAGCGACCACAACAACACGCCAAUAUGGUGGAGGUGCUGCAGCAUUACAAGUGACAGCAGCAACAGCAUCGCCACCAACACCACCAGCGGAGCCGCCGUCGUUACCGCCUGCACCACCACCUUCUGCGUCGGCAAGUGGCGGCGCUCAAUCGGUGAUGUCAAUUGGCGCGAGCGCUGGUGCUACAGCUCAUCAUGCGUUGGCUUUGGCCCUGCCGCAACAUCACCCACAAACAGCCCACCUCCACCAACAACAACAGCAGCAACAGCAACUCCACCACCCGCUUUCACAUCCCCUGGCCCACCAUCACCAUCUGCACCACCAACAACAGCAACAGCAACAACAUUCGCUGCAACAACAGCAAACACAUCAUUCGAUGCAACAUCACCUGCAACAGCAUGCGUUCAAUGCGCCACAGCAUCACCAUCACCACCACCACCAUCAUCAUCAUCAACAGUUGGCGUUGCAUCAGAAUCAUUUGUAUUUCAGCGGUGCGGCAGUUGGUGGGCAUCAUGGGCAUCCGCAUCAUCAUCACCAUCAUCGGCAGAUCUUCAGUCAGAUGCAAGCGGCCAUAAUGCCACUGAAUAUUAAUGGCGAACCUAUCAAACUUCCAGACAAUUUGGAAAGCUUGCCAAGAGCUGACAGUUUCCCGUCACAGCGACAUCGGUGGAAUACAAAUGAGGAAAUCGCAGCAAUUCUUAUCAGCUUUGAUAAACACAAUGAGUGGCAGUCCAAGGAAGUCAAAACUCGACCGAAAAGCGGUUCGUUGCUGCUGUAUUCGCGUAAAAAGGUGCGCUAUCGACGCGAUGGCUAUUGCUGGAAGAAACGCAAGGAUGGCAAAACGACGCGCGAGGAUCAUAUGAAGCUAAAAGUGCAAGGAACAGAGUGCAUCUACGGCUGCUAUGUGCAUUCUGCUAUUCUGCCAACGUUUCAUCGCAGGUGCUACUGGUUGUUACAGAAUCCGGAUAUUGUUCUGGUUCACUACUUAAACGUUCCUUAUCCGGACGAUAAUAAAAUGGCUGUUAUUGCGCCGAGCAUCACACUUUGGGGCGAUAAGAAAGAGUGGACUAAGGACGAGCUUGUUAGCCAACUGAAACCUAUGUUAUCCACAGUUACUUCCGACGAUGAUUCCGAUUCUGGCAACGAUAUUGAAAUAUCGACCGCCGAGACCGUGGAAUCGCUAGUGUGUCAAUUGAUGGAGAAACAGCGUUUGUCGCGUCAAGCCGCUUUGGUCAAGCAGCUGGACUGCGGCUGCGGUGACGCCUCGUGUGCCGAUGGCAAAACCUGCUCACAUCCAGUUAUGCGGCGACCGACUCUGUUGAAAUCGGUUAGCGAGAAGCGUCUAAGUCUCGGCGAUGGCUAUGGUCAGGGAGCGAACGGCGGUACGCCGAAUGUUGUAGUUGGACAGAAGCUUUACUCGCGUUGGUCGGAGCGUCGUUUACGCGAUGCCAGCGAACAGCAGCCGCUGCAUCAUCAUCAGUAUCAGUCAACUCACCAUCUACAACAGCAGACUUUGCCGCAGGAGUCGGCGAUUAAAUUCCAAAUCAUUCCACCACAACACAACGAACAACAACAACAACAGGCUUCCUAUCAGCAGCAACAACAGCACUACCGACAGCUGGCUGCGCGCAACAAUAUGCUUUUGCAGCAACAGCAACAGCAGCAACAACAACAUCAUCAACAGCAACAACAACUGCACCAUCAGCAGCAAUCGAAUUUCAAUCAAACCUCAUCAACAAUUUCCAACAGCAAUCAUAACAAUCAAUUAAAUUUGCAACGAUUUGUAGCUAAUCACAGCACCAACCACAAUCACAAUAGCAACAACAAUAAUAUGAACGGCAGCAACAGCAGUAAUAAUGUCAGCAAUGGCAAUAAUAAUAAUUCACAUGUAAAUCAUCGCUUGCAAAUUGCAAAAACAACAAUAACAUCCACCUCGGCGGCUGCUGUUGCGGCAGUCAUCGAGCAGCAGGGCGGCGGCGGUGGUGGUGGUGGUAGCAUGGGCGCCGUGACGGCAGUGAAUGAGGGUGAACUAAUUGAAAAUCCCAACCAAAUGUCGACGAAUGCCCAACAAAGCAAUGCCCAUAACACCGUUAACCGCAACAGUAGUAAUGGCAGUGUUGGUGGUGGUGGUGGGGGUGGUGUUAGCGGUGGCAAUUGCAGUCAAUUAGUAUUGACACCUCACCAACAGCAGCAACAACAAACACAGAAUAUAAUAAAUAAUAAUAGCAAUUACAAUUUCAAUAAGCAUCAUCAGCAGCAGCAACAACAACAACAGCAGCAGCAACAGCAAAGUGAUGCUUUAUCAUCUUCCACUUCUUCCACACAGCAGCAAGAUUUCUACAACAGACUGCAGCAACAACAACAACAACAAAAACAGACAACGAAUGACAUAAAUAUGUCCUCCGUCAGCAACCCUGCCUCCCAAUCGCAAUCGCAACACCAGCAAAUGCAUCACCCUCAAGCGCACUCGCAACCCUCAAUGCACACAAACCAGCCACCACCACAACAACAGCAACAACAACAACAACAACAACAUUCACAACAAACACAGCAGCAACAACAACAAUCAGCAAGUACAACGACAUUGAAUAUUUCCUCGACGACAUUUGCAUCGUCAUCGCCGCCGUCAUCCACGUCGUUGUCGACAGUAGAACCAAUGUGCAUGUCACCGGAGCAUCAGCCUUCGACCCCAGUUAGCCCGACCACACUAGGUUUAAGUAGCAAUAGCGAUCCCUUGCUGCAACACCAACAGCAACACACACAAGCACAUGCAGCGUCUUCAUCGACGACGGCAUCUGCAUCACCCUCGGCCCAGCCGAUUAUGAAUGAUAAUGUGGGUCAUCAUAAACAAUCGGCCAUUGGCGAUGCAAUGACUGCCGAGACCACAAGAGUUGAUGAAAAUUUAAUUGGCGAACAUGCAAGUGGACUCAACGAACUGAAUGCGGCGACGGUGGAGCAUGGCGAUACGGUAGAGAUGUCGUCCGGCAGUGAUGUUAAACAAAUUACGAAUACUUCCAAAAAUAACAGCCACAACAAUUGUAACGGCAACAAUCAAGUAACAGAGUACAACAGCAACAGCACUACAGAAGGUUGUGUAAAUAUUGGUGCUUCCAACGAUGGUGCCACGGUAAACAAUGUACAACAACAACAACAGCAACAAGAAAAUUGUGAAACAGAACAACAACAGCAACAACAACAAACACAUGCAAUUGACUUUGAAUCACUGGAAUUGAGCAACAAUGGCAAUACCGUUAGUAGUCAGCAGCAGCAGCAGCAACAACAACAACAACGGCAACCAGCUUCACAUUCCACACACGAUUUAAACGAUUCACUGAGCUUCCUUAAUGAGACACUCGAUCUCUCGCAGGAAGACAUACAACGCACGCUCAUAGCGAAUAUGCCUUUCGGUGCGACGAAUCAGAAAAUGGCAGCCUCAGCUGCGGCGGCUGCAGCAGCAGCAGCAGCGGCAGCGGCUGUAGAGGCGCAAAUGCUAAGUUCCAUAGAUUUUUUGGGUGGUGAUUGCGCAGCUCAGAGUGACGAUGAGAUACACGUGCCCGGCGUUAGUUGCGAGGGGGACGAUGAGGAUGCUGACGAUGUGUUUGCCAAUUUGGAUGCAUUCGAUAUGUUAGUUGAAUUUCCCGAAUUGGACUUGGAUGAUAAAGAAGCGUUAUCCAAUACUGUGCAGCAGCAGCAGCAGCAGCAGCAGCAACAACACCAGCAACAACUACACGCUCAACAACAGGCUGCUAUACACAGUUCGUUAGACUCACAACACAACAGCAGCCAACUCCACUGCAACGCCGACUUGGAGGGUGGCAAAAAGUUACUAAACAUUUGUGAUUUCAGUCCUGAAUGGGCAUACACAGAGGGCGGCGUAAAGGUGCUCGUAGCUGGCCCAUGGACUGCAAACGCCACUUACACGCUGCUUUUCGAUGCGCAACCGGUACCCACGCAGCUAAUACAGGAAGGUGUCCUACGCUGCUACUGUCCACCGCACGAGGCCGGUUUCGCCACACUGCAGGUGUCCUGCAACAACUAUGUGAUCUCCGAUACGGUGCUGUUCGAGUACAAGACGACGUUGUGCAACGAAAUGCCCUUCGAUGCGCACACCAACGAUUGCCUGUACAAGUUCACGCUGCUCAAUCGGUUGGCAUUGAUAGACGAAAAGAUGCAGGUGAAAGCGGAGGCGUCAGUGACCCUGUUUGAGCAACAGACACUUUUGCUACAUAAGAACUUCGAAGAGCAGUUGGUGAGCUAUUGCCAACAGCUCAUGAAACGAGCUUGGCUAUUGAAUGGCAGCAACUGGAGUAGCGGCUUCAAAGGCAUGACUCUGUUGCAUUUCGCAGCGGCGCUUGGCUACUCCAAGUUGGUUUGUGCUUUGCUUAAUUGGCGCACCGAGAAUCCAAACAUCAUACUCGAGACUGAGAUUGAUGCGCUGAGUCAGGAUGUCUACGGUUAUACGCCGCUGGCUUGGGCUUGUGCACGAAAUCACGUGGAAAUGGCCACCAUACUGUACAAGUGGAAUCACAAUGCUUUGAAGAUCAAGGACAAUGUUCAGCAAACACCACUGGAUAUUGCUAACUUCAAGGGACAUAAAGCUCUCAUUUCGGAAAUCUGUCGUCUAGAAGAGGAACGCGUCAAACAAACUAAGAAGAGCACCUUUGGCAAUCUAUCGCUCAGUCUAAAUAAAUAUUCCCUAACUGAUAUUCACUCAAAAUCAUUGAACACCAACGAACAAUUAUACGAUGUCAAAGACAACGAACACGUUUUCACUACAUUCGACGCCCUGGAUAUGCAACGCAGUCAUGAUGGUGUAUUUUUGCGCCCCGUAGCUGUGGCAAGCAAUCAAAGUCCACCGAAUGCCAGUCGCUUUUCGAAACGCUCGUCCGUCGAUAGUGGAAUCAAUAUGGAUAUACGAACAAAGCCGGGCAAAUCCUUCAAGGACAUAACGCGCCUGCAAAGUUUUGAUGCGCAUGACAAUUUCAAUUUGGCCGUGGAGUCAUCUUUGGAUACGCUGGCCGCCACAAAUACAACGAAUUCCUUGCUGUCGCCAUCACGCAAAAUGGACUUUGCAUUGUGCGAGGUAUCAACUGGCGAUUCAAGUCCCUUACCCGACAAAGAUCACGAUGAUACAUCAACGAUCAAUAAUGAUGAUGUAAACGAUGUGACUAUAAGUAAUGAGAACGAUGCUAUUGUAGGGGACUCUGAUGCCAAAGUGCUCACCCUGGCAGAACACAUCAUCGCCGCUAUGCCGGAGCGUAUAAAGAAUGAAGCGGAUGAGAUGAUGGUGCUUGGCAGUCCGCUUACUGAACCGCUCAACUCAGAUUCGCCCAGCUUAAAUAAUGGUUUUAUGGAUCCACUCGAUUCGUUGCCGAAUACACACUUUGAGAGCUUCGAUUUCAACGAUCACAGUUACCGUUAUCAUGAUGUUAGCACACCUUGUUCGAGUCUGAGUCCUGCUAGUUCCGGACCAUUGCAGUCACCAGCCAGUUACUCCAUACUGGGCGCAGAUCCGUCUGUUAGCUCGCCAAGUCCACCACCCUCAACCAAACAGUUGACCGAAUUUUUGCAUGCCUCCAGCAGUAGCCAGUAUCCGUUUGAAGCAGAUUUCUCGAAGCUGACGUUGACAGACACCGAACAACGUGAAUUGUAUGAGGCUGCCAAAUGCAUACAGAAAGCAUAUCGCUCGUACAAGGGCCGCCAGAAGCUAGAGGAGCAGAAUAAGGAACGCACUGCCGCUAUAGUCAUACAGAAUUACUAUCGUCGUUAUAAGCAGUAUGCCUACUAUCGUCAAAUGACCAAUGCCGCUCUGGUCAUCCAGCACGGCUACCGUUCGUAUUGUCGCAAUAAACGUUUCAAGAAAUCACAAUCAUCCUCGAUGUCGACGGGCAUUGAAUUGUCUGCUGGCGAUAGUCAGAGCAGUCCCACUUCGCAGUGUCUAUCGAGUUUCUACGAUCACUUUCGCAACGAUCAGCAGCAGCAGCAACUCAACGAAUUCAAUUCACAGCCGAGCACACCAAAGGAGACGAGUCCAUCCGGCCCAUUAAAACGUACUUACUCACAAUCAACGCAAAAUCAAGCUGCCAGAAAAAUUCAACAGUUCAUGAGACAAUCACGGAUUAAACUGCAGAGAGAACGAGCCGAAAAAGAGAAGCUGGUGCACCAACGCAGGGCGGAAUACCUUCAAAGCUUGCAGUUUCAAGGACAACCGGAACUUGUCUGCCCAACCGAAAGAAAUGAAAUGGCUGCUGCGUCUACCACAAAUGAGCUUGUCAACCACAACAAUACGAACAACAACAGUAACAGUUGCAGUAAUGUUUUUGCCUUCAAUUUGAAUCUAUAACAACAAUGUAGAAGCAAAUAGGAUUAGAACCCAGUGAAAGCACUUUUGACAUGCGCAAGCUGAAUUCGAAUGUGAAAGCGCUUUACGCUUUUUAAAGUUUGUUGCGGGAAACAUACAUGAAAGUUAUUUUUAAAUGUGAAAGCUCUACUUAUAUGUGAAAGCUCCUUUGACUUAUGAAUGUUAUUUUUAAAUGUGGAAGCUCUACUUAUAUGUGAAAGCUUCU
This is a messenger RNA of Anastrepha obliqua, 6829 nucleotides long. RefSeq lists its product as uncharacterized. The record is from RefSeq and is a predicted model, not a curated record. The transcript has 23 exons. Gene Ontology annotation, molecular function: double-stranded DNA binding; transcription coregulator activity; protein binding. NCBI's taxonomy places the organism in Eukaryota, Metazoa, Arthropoda, Insecta, Diptera, Tephritidae. Bases 1 to 6606 code for a protein of 2201 amino acids. Gene Ontology annotation, cellular component: nucleus. Gene Ontology annotation, biological process: regulation of transcription by RNA polymerase II.